This is a messenger RNA of Cuscuta campestris, 2064 nucleotides long. Lineage: Eukaryota; Viridiplantae; Streptophyta; Magnoliopsida; Solanales; Convolvulaceae. The record is from the annotation of a GenBank genome assembly.
CAAACAUGGAAAAAUUUUCAACGAUGGCAUGAAACAUUGCCGGUUACUUAGGGGUUCAUUGACAAUUCCGCAACACUUUUGGGGGCGAUUUUAACACAGUGCAAUAGUUCGGGGGUAGAAAAUAGGAUUAUUGUCAACAACCGUCACGUCCGGAGCCGCGCGUGUCCCUCCGGCGAAGUUGAAAUUUGAAUCCGUUAAAUAGUGACUCACCGUCGGUAGCCAUUUUCCCUGCAUUCUCUCCACCACGGCGGGAUUUGGUGGUUGUGUUCGCGUAGGGAAUGAAAUGGGGUCAAGUAGCAGCAAGUCCAGUGCUGCCGCCGGUGCACCGCCGUCGUCAGUUGCUCGGAAGGCUCAGUCCAGCCGAAACCGAAUUUUCCGGCCGUCGUGUCUCCGAUCUGUCGACUAUGAAGGUGACGGUUCACAGAUUUCCAAACAUCAACAUAAAGGAAAUUGUAGAACUGCACCUAGAAGAAAUGACUCUGGAGUAGAACCAGAUGAAUGUUACGAAAGUGUUAAAACGUAUCAGCCAGAGGAAACUGGUGUAAGUUCUGAUGUAGAGCUGGACGAGUGGCAUCAAUCAAGAUUUUAUGAUGUGCCUAGUUCUUCGUCCAGGUUGCCUAAUUCUUCCAGUCCGACUAGUAUUAGGUACCGGUUAAGUAGAGCAAAUGAAUCGGGAUCAUCAUGUAGAGCUCCUCCUGCACCGCCGACAAGCUUUGUGGUUUCAAAUAAUGAAGAUGGUCUUCAUCUUCAGUCGUGUUCAUCGCUUAUGUUUGCUAACAAAUCUGGGAGGUCCCAUAGCUGUGAUCUUUUUCCUGCAUGCUUUGGUAAUAGGGAAAGUCAAGUUUUUUCCUCUAACAGCUCAGAUCAUUCCCAACAUGACCAACAUAUAGUUUCUGGUCAAGGUUUGGAUGUGAAUUUGUUUUGUCCUGAAAGCUGUGCCGAUGGAAUUGGGACAAGAGUUGCUGACAGAAGCACAACUCGUGCUCCUGCUGAAAGGAAUAUCCAAUUCAGCAGAACAUUAAGUGUUGGCAGGCUUCGUGAUAGGGUUGUCCGAAGAGCACCUUUUCAUGAGUCUUGUCCUUUUUAUAGAGAGGUUGAAGUGAGGGCCGUGAGGCAGGGAAGUAGGAGACAGAAUUUUGUUGGUGGAUUAGGAAAUGCAAUGUCUGAAGUGAAUGACUCAGUUCUCCCUUCAUCUGGUGUCUCAAGUUCCUCAUAUAAUGAGAUUUCAAGAGGAGCAGAUGCCACGUAUAAUGAACUCUUCGAGCAUACCAUGUAUAAUGAACUCUUGGAGCAUAGAUCAAAUUUUCUUGAGCGGCGAAGAAGAAUAAGAUCUCAGGUACAUGCGCUUCGAAGGCUGGGAAGCCGUUUUGAGAACGCCACUGGGCAUUCAAGAACUUGUGUUUUAUCUGGUCAGCAUAGAUCCGGUCAUUGCAGCUGUCGUACGAGUAAUCGUGAAGCUAAUUCAGACAUUCACAAUAGAGCCAGAGAUAGCAUAUCUCGAAUUGUUAUGUUAGCUGAAGCUUUGUUUGAGGUUCUGGAUGAAAUUCAUCAGCAAUCUCUAGUGUUAUCGUCCCAGCCUUCUGUAUCUUCCAUUGGAUCUCUUCCAGCACCUAAUGAUGUGGUGGAAUCCUUGCCCGUAAAAGCAUACUACAACAAAUCAGAUAAUCACAUGGCCGAAGAAACUGCAAAAUGUUACAUAUGUCUCGUUGACUACGAGGAUGGAGACAAUCUGCGUGUAUUGCCUUGCCGCCAUGAAUUUCACAGGGCAUGUGUAGACAAAUGGUUGAAAGAAGUUCACAGGGUAUGCCCACUAUGCCGAGGUGAUGUCUGCAGAUCUGAAAGGUCUGAUGGUCUAUUGUUGUAAUUAGAAAGAAAGAAGAAAACUUCAUCUCUUUUGAAGUAUACUUUAGGUAUGGUGUGAGCAAGGAUGAUGAGAGCACAAACUGGAUUUGCUUGAGCUUCCAUUUGGCCUUUUUUCCUUCUUUAAGUGUUCAGUUUGUGCUCUAUUUGUCAUGCAACAAGAUGGCUAUCAAUAGCACUUUUCUUUGAUUUGGGGUUUGUUCU